This is a messenger RNA of Neoarthrinium moseri, 2370 nucleotides long. RefSeq lists its product as uncharacterized. Gene Ontology annotation, cellular component: GATOR1 complex. Bases 1 to 2370 code for a protein of 789 amino acids. The record is from RefSeq and is a predicted model, not a curated record. Gene Ontology annotation, biological process: negative regulation of TORC1 signaling; cellular response to amino acid starvation; positive regulation of autophagy. NCBI's taxonomy places the organism in Eukaryota, Fungi, Ascomycota, Sordariomycetes, Amphisphaeriales, Apiosporaceae. The transcript has a single exon.
AUGGCCGUCCCGGUGCUUCCCAACUCAUCCAACUUUCUAGGCGUUGCUCUCGUGAUCAAUCGGUCUCGGGAUGGCCCUCGCUUCGUGUUUCAUUACCCGCCUCAUAUUCCAGCCGUUGACGCCCGUCCGUCGAGCCGAGGCACGGACUCUGACGACCUGGAUGAUGACGACGCUCUUAUGGACCGCAUCUCCAACCCCGCCGCCGGCGCAUCCAGCGGCUCGCUGCCCAAGGGCGUCGACCUGGCCAACUGGAACCAUGACGACCAUCUCGAGACCGAGAGUGGGUCGCAGAUCGUGCCUUGGGAGCACGUAGGUGGCUUUCCCACCCGGGACCUGGAGAGCAUCCUGACCCCACCAAGAGCGUAUGAUAAGAAGCUGUUCUCUGUGUCGCUGGAUCAGCUAUGUGUGGCUUCAUAUCCCAUCUGUGUCCCGGAGAACGGUGUGUGGAAGAAGAAGAAGAGGCAGCCCAAGUCGCGGCCGAGCCUCAGCAUCAGAGCUGGGGGAGGCGAUGACGGUAUCGGGACGUCCAGGAAUGGCGAUUCGCCGGUUCUGGCUGCCAACAUCCCCCAGAUAGAGACUCAUGACAUGGCCGACGAGCCGCUCGGACAGGAGGCCAUAGACGGACCAGAGGAUGGUACUAAUCCUGAAGAGAAGAAGAGUGGCAUGACCAUGUUCAACCUCGUCUUCAUUCUCAACCCCAACAAGCACGAGACCAAGGAGCUUGUCGAUACAGUCUACUUUCACAUCAUCCGAAAGAUCAUCAAGGCGUACAAGUACGCGCAACAGCGCAGCGACUUCGUCUGGAAAGAGUCCAAGCGAAUCCUCCAGCUCAAAGACAAAGGCCGCGAGGACAAAACAAGGCUCAGCGUGCUCUGGCGUCAGAUCCUCGAGACUUCGUCCCUCGCCUCGUCGAUGCAGGACAUCUAUGAGGCCGUCCGAGCGAACAAGAUAGCAGCGUUGCAGCUCGAGACGCCCGAAGGCACCGUCACGCAUUCUGUGCAGAUACCAGUGCCCUUUCACCUGCCUGAUAUUCCGGCUGCUGAUGAUGUCGAAGCAGAAGGACUUAGAGGCCUGUGGGUUACGACGGCAAACAACUUUGCAGAUCUGGACAUGGCGACUAUUGAUGACCUGUCGUUCCUCGACAAGACCUUUGCCCUACUCCUUCUCUACGAUGAGAAGAAGAUCAUCUCUGAACUUCAAGCAGACGGAGAUGAUGCAACGAACGCGAUGAUCGAGUUUGUGCGUCUCAGCAAGCCCACCACAUCCUUCCACAGUAUCGGCCAGGGGCCUUCGCUGUCGCCCGCUCAAGUCCGCAAGUACGCGCAGCACUUCAUAUUCUGGAGACGCGCCAUUGCUAUCCCCCCUUUGCAUGCGAGGGACGUGUAUAUCAUGUCACCCAACAGCAAGACGUCGACGCUACCCCUGGCCAGCCAGACCUGGGCCAAGGCCUUUCCUCUGGCACCUCCCUUGCCCAACUUUCUCGCCGAACUGAGCACUGCCCCCCGGCCCUACAAGUUCUUUGCGCCUUCAAAGAACCACCGGCCGCAGUACCUGCAGAUGCUUGCAUGGCUCAUGCGGGGUGGCUGGGUCACUCAGCUGUGUACGUUUGCGUAUGUCGUCGUCUGGCCCGAGAUACAAUAUGAAGUCGACUAUCAGAUUGAAGCAGACGAGAUCAAGAAUGCCAAGAACCCGUCCGCCACUGAUGACAGUGCUUCAUCCCCUGAAGCUCCGACCAGCCAGGGGUCGUCUUUCAAUGGAUCAGACUCUGGCGACGCGGACGAAGAAGCCGACCGGGAGAGAGCGUCAUCGGCCGCCCAGGGGUCUUUUGCUUCCAAAUCCCGGCCCUCCUCCCCAGCCUCCAAGGCUGACGAGGACGAUUCCCUCAUCCUCAGCCCCUCCGCGUCCGCGGCGCCGACCGACCCGCUCGAGCGGUCCGUGUCGUCGCUGCCGCUGCUGCCCGAGGCGCGCAACCCCAACGAGUCCAUCGCCGAGGCGGCGCGGCUGACGCGGCUGGCGGACCGGCGGUCGCGGGCACACGCCGAGCACGCGGCACAGCACGCGCGCAAACGGGUGCCGGCGGCGACGGACCACCCGUCGCAGAACCUGGAGGCGGCGCACCUGGCGCACCUGGCGCCGUACAUCAUCCUCGACGCCAAGAAGGCGACGGGCAAGGAGUCCAUGUACCUCAGCGCCAUCGGGCGGCGCUUCAAGGACGCCCGCGUCCGCGCCAGCUGGCCCGUCUUCUGGAAGUACUUCAACGGCCACAGCGCCCUCGAGCGCGUCUGCCUCAUGGAGGACCUCAAGCGCAAGGAGGCCUGGGCCCUCCUCACGGCCAUGAGCGAGCACCUGAUCACGGUGAGGCACUGGUAG